AUGCCCAAACCCCGUCGCGAGUCUGCGGCGGCGGCCGACAACCGCCCCGCAUUCAAUCGGCCGCCUGGGGCGAAGACAAGACCUGCAGCGGUUGCAGCAGCAGCAGCAGCUGAUGAGAUAAUACCAGCAACUCCAAAACGGACAACACGACCUAAAGCAAAAGAGUCACCAGCAACGUCUCCUGUCAAGAAGACCAGUGGAGAGAAACAUCGAGGCCACGGUCGAAGUCCGCCAAAGAGCAGUCCAGCCAAGGAUACCGCCAAACAUGCUUCGACCUCCUCCUACAACUCCACCAGCCAAUUGUUGAGCGCCGACUCAUUGGCGAAACUCAACGCCCACAACGAGAAGGUGGAAACCCAAGAGAAGGAAUUGCAGCGAAAACGAAAAGAAAACCAAUACAAGACUGUUGGCAAAAAUGUCAGUGGUCAGAAGCGCCGUAAAAAGAACCGCGAGGUGAGCGGUAUAAGAAUGGAAGAGGGUCGAACUAAUGAAAAACAUGCCUAUGUACGAAGGCGAGGUGGAGCAGCAUCUGUACAGGACUUCAUACGUAAACGAGGAGGAAAUGGGCAAGGUCCUAGUAGAAGAUGUCUUGUGGUGUUGGUCGUCAUUGUCAUAUUAUUGUUGAUUAUUUUGGUGCCUGUUGGUGUUUUGGUGAUAGGCAGGAAUUCGCAGCAGAGCGCUUCAUCCGCUGGGCCAUCAAAUGCGAACCUCAAGAACGUCGAUCCAAACAGCAUACCAGCAGCAGCUAAAGGAACAGACACAGAUCCUUUCACAUGGUACGAUACUUCAGAUUUCAACGUGACGUAUACAGCAGAGACCGUUGGUGGACUAUCAGUCAUGGGUCUGAUGUCAGAAUGGGAUGAUUCAAACCGACCUAACAACAAUGUACCGCCGCUGGAAGACAGAUUUGCUUAUGGAAGUAUGCCAAUUAGGGGAGUAAAUGUGGGUGGAUGGCUGUCGAUAGAGCCUUUUAUCACUCCUUCAUUGUUCAAUACAUUCACCGCAAGCGAUAAUGUGGUGGAUGAAUAUACUCUGACCGAGAGGCUUGGUCCCGGUCCGGCCAAACAACUUCUUGAAGCACAUUAUGCAACCUUUGUUACAGAACAGACCUUUGUCGAUAUUGUGGAGGCAGGUAUGGAUCAUGUUCGCAUACCUUUCUCAUACUGGGCAGUCACUACCUACGAUGGGGAUCCAUAUGUUCCAAAAACUUCUUGGCGGUAUCUUCUCCGUGGAAUCGAGUGGUGUCGAAAACAUGGGCUACGCGUCAAACUCGACUUGCACGGUGCACCAGGAAGUCAAAAUGGAUGGAAUCAUAGUGGUAGGCUGGGCACAGUAGGAUGGCUCAACGGGGCAGACGGGGCGCUGAAUGGCCAACGAACGCUAGACAUUCAUAACCAGUUGUCACAAUUCUUCGCACAGGAUCGUUACAAGAAUGUGGUUACCAUAUACGGACUGGUCAAUGAGCCGAAAAUGAUGACCUUACCUACGCAGGCAGUCCUGCAAUGGAAUGAGCAGGCAAUUGACAUCAUCCGCAAGAACGGAAUUCAGCAAUACAUCGCCUUUGGAGAUGGAUUCCUGGGUUUGAACAAGUGGAAUGGUCUCUUCCAAGACGUUGACCGCGCUUUGGUUAUGGAUACACACCAAUAUGUCAUCUUCAACAACGAGCAGUUGGCCUUCACGCAUCAGAACAAGAUCAACAUGGCCUGUCAAGGAUGGAGCAGCAUGUUAUCAGCAGCCAACAAUCCUUCAACAGGAUGGGGUCCUGUUCUGUGCGGCGAAUGGUCCCAGGCUGAUACGGACUGCACCCAACACCUCAAUAACGUUGGUGUCGGCUCUCGCUGGGCAGGUACCCUGAAUACCGGAGAUCCAACUACUCAAGUGCUUACGCCAGUCUGCUCGGAACCCCCAUGCUCAUGCGAGCUGGCCAAUGCAAGCCCCAGUCAAUACUCAGCAGCGUACAAACAGUUCCUCAAAAUGUUUGCGGAAGCCCAGAUCCAUAGCUUCGAAAGGGCGUGGGGCUGGUUUUACUGGACUUGGGAGACGGAGUCAGCCACGCAAUGGAGCUGGAAGCUCGGUCGUGCGGCGGGUAUCCUGCCUCAAAAGGCAUAUGCUCCUGAUUUUAAAUGCGAUUCAGCCGUACCCUCUUUCAGCGACCUAGGAGAGAGCUACAGGUACAUCGUCGUCGACCUCAUGAACGGGGGAGACCUUCGAUUCCACAUCUCGAGGAAGACGUUUACGGAAGAUGCUCUACGUUUCUGGAUGGCUGAGCUAGGUUGUGCUCUACGGUACAUACACACCCAAGGCAUCGUGCAUAGGGAUGUUAAGCCAGAUAAUGUGUUGCUGGAUUCUCAGGGACACGUACAUUUGGCAGACUUUAAUGUUGCUUCGGACUUUAGGCCUGGAAAACUGCUUCACAGCAGGUCUGGCACUCUUGCAUACCUAGCACCGGAGGUCUUUGAUGGGUCUGGAUAUCAGUCGGAGGUGGAUUGGUGGUCUCUGGGUGUUACCUUCUAUGAAUGUCUGUACAACAAGCGACCCUUUGACGCUAGAGGACAUGAAGCCCUGGCUGCUAGCAUCAAAGCCGCAAACCCCAGGUUCUACGUCACGCAACCACCUGUUUCCAUGCCAUGCCUCCAUGCAAUUUCGUCUCUUCUAGAAAAGGACAGGCGAAAACGAAUUGGUGCUGCUGGUUUUGAGACAUUCACCUCUAACCCUUUUUUCCAAUCGAUAGACUUUGUGGCGCUAGAGCGCAAGCAAAUACCUCCCAUAUUUGUACCAUCAACCGAAAAGACUAACUUUGAUGCCACCUACGACCUGGAGGAGCUACUACUUGAGGAAGCACCACUCGAAGCCAGAGCGCGCCGGCAGAAACCACGAGCCGAGCUAAAGGACGAUGCUACAGAUAGAGAGAUCAGAGAGGACGAGCUACACCGUAUGGUCGAAACAAUGUUCGAACCUUUCGAUUACACCACGACGAGCUACGAAGGGACUGCCGCCGCUGCGCUUGCUAACGGGAAAGAGGAACGUCCCGAAAUCACCUCUGCCUCUUCACAUCGAUCUCACACUCGUUCGUCCACAACCUCGCCCGGCGGUUCGCCGCCGUUGGAUGCUGCCAGUAUGCCUACUCCUGGAGCCAGCGCCACGAGUCACCCAGAAUACUCUGCCAAAGCCGACAAGAAGCAGAAGAAGGAUAUUUCCAAAAGCGAAGGCUCAUCUGCAUCAAAUCCAACAUCCUUCAGUCGUCCGAUACCUCCGAAGCGUACUAGUGGUGCGAGUCGCAAGGUAAGCAAAAGUGGCGGCAUCCAGAUGGUUCUUGAUGAAGCUGGUAGCUGGUCUGGUUUGUCUGAUCAAAAUGCAACACUUCCAGUAGAUAGUCUGGAGGGUGUUGGCAAAGAAGGGAAAGGCGGCGGUACAGGUAUGCUGGGCUUUUUGAGCAGAAAGAAAGGGCGAGACAGAAGUCCCAAACCACAAGAACCUGGGAUCUUGGGUAAGGAAGGAGCACGGCGCAUCAUUGGCUGA
Messenger RNA from Endocarpon pusillum Z07020, 3519 nucleotides. RefSeq lists its product as uncharacterized. The transcript has 6 exons. Bases 1 to 3519 code for a protein of 1172 amino acids. Gene Ontology annotation, molecular function: beta-glucosidase activity; protein serine/threonine kinase activity; ATP binding. Gene Ontology annotation, cellular component: extracellular region; cell surface. NCBI's taxonomy places the organism in Eukaryota, Fungi, Ascomycota, Eurotiomycetes, Verrucariales, Verrucariaceae. Gene Ontology annotation, biological process: protein phosphorylation; glucan catabolic process. The record is from RefSeq and is a predicted model, not a curated record.